This is a messenger RNA of Aspergillus pseudonomiae, 1545 nucleotides long. RefSeq names its product Nitroreductase-like protein. Bases 685 to 1344 code for a protein of 219 amino acids. NCBI's taxonomy places the organism in Eukaryota, Fungi, Ascomycota, Eurotiomycetes, Eurotiales, Aspergillaceae. The record is from RefSeq and is a predicted model, not a curated record. The transcript has 3 exons. Gene Ontology annotation, biological process: cellular response to oxidative stress.
CACUUCUAGAGCAUUAUCGUCAAAACUAUAAUCUGCUGAUACGAAGAGUCGCUUAACAAUCAAUAUAGAAACUGUUCAAAUCCCUCAUUCUCAACCGCUUAUUCAGCGGGUGUCGGCCAUAGCGAGAGGCCGCCGUGCCACGUGCCACAGGGGGACCCUAAGGAGUCUCUUCUUCCACAGGAACAAACUCUGCCAGGUGCAACUAAGAAUAGGACUGCCGGCCUCGAAGCCCGAUAAGAUCCAGGGGCAAUUAUUCAGCGUUACGGGAUCAGUUAAGCUCAACAGGGGUAGCCUUGUGGAUUCAAUCUUUGUCAGACUGAGUGUGCGGUAAUCCGUAAUUCCGCACUUUCUCGCCCUGGUAUUCCGCGCGGCCAAUAAGAAGGCGCCAGAGAGGCUCUCGUCGCUUAUAAAUUUCUCCAUCCAUCUUACAAAGCCACAAUUGCCGUUGAAAAUGGAUCUCCAGCACGCAAUGUGAUUGGUGACUGAUGGGACCAUUUGAGAGAAAUAAUUAUGAAUUUUUAUGGAAAUGGACCUAAAUCGCGGGGUGCCAAAUGUUUCGCAAUGGCGAGAUUGUGCAUAUAAGAUCCCAGUUUUCUCUUCAAUAGACCCUUGCAUCUCAUCAGCUUCCUAUCGAACACUCCUCCAACAGUUCCCACCUCUUCAAUAUCGAUCAACACCGUCACAAUGGGCUCCGCUCAGGUCGAAUUCAAGAACACCUCCACCAACACUCUCCUCGAGUUGGUUAAGGCCCGCCGUACCUACUACGGUCUCAAGGCCGAGAGCCCCAUCUCCGACGAUGCCAUCCAGUCCAUCGUCGAGACCUCCGUCCUCCACGUCCCCAGCUCUUUCAACACCCAGACCUCCCGUGUUGUUCUCCUGCUGAAGGAGGAGCACCAGAAGGUCUGGGACAUUGCCAUCAAGGCCAUGGAGGGUCUCGUUGCCGCCGGUGCCGUCCCCAAGGAGAUGUUCGAGAACCACACCAAGCCUAAGCUCGAGUCUUUCCGCGCUGCCUACGGAACUGUCCUCUUCUUCGUCGACUACGAGUCUCUCGCCCCCAUCAAGGAGAAGUUCGCCAUCUACGCCGACAAGUUCGACCCCUUCGCCCUCGAGUCCAACGCCAUGUCCCAGUACCUUGUCUGGACCGCCCUCGAGUCCGAAGGCCUCGGCGCCAACCUCCAGCACUACAGCCCCCUCAUCGACGCCGACAUCCAGAAGACCUGGAACCUGCCCGCCUCCUGGAAGCUGGAUGCCCAGCUCGUCUUCGGUGCCCCUACCGGCGAGCCCGGCCCCAAGGAAUUCGCUCCUCUUGAGGACCGCUUCAAGGUCUUCGGCAAGUCUGCAUGAAUUUCACGAUAGACUACUUUUUAUGGUGUAAUGUGAGCGUUGUAGCUUAGAUUUCAAUGGCAUAUUUUCAUAGACUUUGAUGGUCCUACUGCUUGUGUAGUAUUGUAUGUAGGGGAUCAAGCUUGAUCUGGCGCUAAUAUUGGCGCAAGCAGCCUCGGGAGUUGCUCCACCACUCUCGAGAUCUGUCUUGGACACCGGUCG